AUGAAUACACCAUUAAAUCAGAACAAAUUAGAUCAUCAUGAGAAGAACACACUUGAAAAUGAUGAUUAUGAUGUUGAAGAUGAUGAUGAUGAUAAUGGUGAUGAUGAUGAUAGUCAGUUAACUAUUGAGACUAGAUCCAAUAAAAUAGAGAAUCAAUUAAGGAAAGUGGGAAAUAUUGAGAAAAUGAAUGAAUUAACAUCUAUGAAAAAUUUCAAUUCAUUACAUAGAAAAUAUUUACAUAGAAUUCAAUCUAAUCACAAAAUUGUCAAACCUUUUAAAACAUUAAAGGAAACUACUUAUAUAGAUAAUAGUAGUAAUAAUUUGUAUACUAAAAAAUCUAAAUUAAAAACUACAUUAUUACCGUUAAAAUCUCGUAAUCCAUUAGUGGAACAAUUAUUACAAACAAUCAUGUCACAUAAAAUAGAUUCAAAUGUUGAAAAUAAUUCAUCCAAUCUAAUUUCGAAUAUGACAUUAUCAUUAAAAAAGCCAAUAUCAUCAAUAUCAUCGACGACGAUGGCAACUAUGACACUGACAACAACAACAACAACAUCACCAACAUCACCGUUAAUAAGUAGUUUAGCAUUAGCACAAAAUUGGUGUGCACGUUGUUUUAUUACAUUUCGUUUAACUAGUGAUUUAGUACAUCAUAUGCGUACAUGUCAUAAUCAAGGUAGUAAUAUUCUAAUGUAA
Schistosoma mattheei is the source of this 690-nucleotide messenger RNA. The record is from the annotation of a GenBank genome assembly. Lineage: Eukaryota; Metazoa; Platyhelminthes; Trematoda; Strigeidida; Schistosomatidae.